Molecule: messenger RNA, 1270 nt
Organism: Myripristis murdjan (pinecone soldierfish)
Lineage: Eukaryota; Metazoa; Chordata; Actinopteri; Holocentriformes; Holocentridae
Gene: grap2b
Product: GRB2 related adaptor protein 2b
Exons: 7
Coding region: 75-809 (244 amino acids)
Molecular function (GO): protein binding
Source: RefSeq, a predicted model, not a curated record
CGGAGCGAAGACGUCGGGUCUCAGUCUGCUCUGAUAUUGCACACACAGCUCAUUUGAUAGUCCAUCUGUGUGACAUGGAGGCUAUAGCCAGGUAUGACUUUGACGCCACAGCCCAUGAUGAACUCAGCUUCAGAAGGGGAGACCUCUUGAUCAUCAUGGGAACAAAAGACGACUGGUACAGAGCAGAACUCAAUGGAGACGAGGGUUACGUCCCCAAAAACUUCAUCAACAUUCACCUGCCCAGCUGGUACCAGGAGAGCGCCAGCCGUAGUGACGCCCAGGAGAGGCUGAAGGCCCAGCCUGUGGGGGCCUUCCUCAUCCGGGGCAGCCAAACUGGGGCACCGGGAGACUUCUCCAUCUCUGUCAGACACGAAACGGACGUGCAGCACUUCAGGGUGAUGCGGGACAGCAGGGGGCAGUAUUACCUCUGGACAGAGAAGUUCCCGUCUCUCAACCAGCUGGUGUCCUACUACAAGAGGAACUCCAUCUCCAGACAAAGCCAAAUCUUCCUGCAGGUGACGGGGCAACAGCAACGAGGAGCCAGAGACAGUUUACCACCUCUUCCUGGUCCACACCCCCUGGCGAGCCCUGCACCAGCACAGCAUGCCCCCCUCCACUUCCAGCACACAGCCACGCCCACGGUGCAGGUCAGAGCUCUGUACAGUUUUCGUGCCGAGGAGAGAGAUGAGCUGGACUUCAGCGCCGGCGACAUCAUCGAGGUCCUGGAAAAAUCCGACCCGGCCUGGUGGAGAGGCCAGCUGAGGGGCAAAACGGGCCUCUUCCCCUCCAACUACACCACGCUCAUCUAAGAGGAACACACACACAGGCACGCUUAGCCACAGCUCUUACCCAAAGCUAAUCUGUCUAAACCAAAGACACAGGCCCGUGGAGAACUGGGAACCAGCAAGAUGACCUCAUUUUGGAGGAUUUUCCACAGCUAGUGACACAUCUGGUCCUCAUAAGGAUAGAAGCACAGGAGCACACACACACACACACAUACAGCAUUUUCACACACAAAAAAUUGUUCAAGAAUGAAGAAAGACUGGCUGGGUGAUGGACAAACAUGUAGGAUAGGACUCAGUUACGGUCAUUAGGAAUGUCCUCAGUAUUCUGUGUGUAAAAGUUUCACUCCAAGUUGAGAUAAGUGACACCUACCUUUAAAAAUAAUUAACACCAAGUAAAACAGCUAAGGGGUAAUGGAAUGACCCGCAUCUAUUUAUUUUACUGUAUUUGGUGAGAGGAGUUGAAUCUUCUCUGUACUGAUUAUGGA